ACCUCGUAACCCGCCUUGAGCCUCAGCGAGACAGGCGGACUAUACACGGCAGCAAUAACACCAGCGCCUCUCCCCGCUGGGCUGCUUUCCCCGAGGCCUUCAUCCCGUCGCCGGGGAAGCCCCUUCCCGCCCUCCGAAGCGGGGCGGGCUCGCCGGGGCCGGAGGCGAGGCUUGGGCGGCCACUCCUCCUCAGCCUGGCCGGGUCGGCGCGGCGCCUCUCGGCUCAUGCCCGUCCGAAGAUGGCCGAAGCCGGCGAGGCCGCGGCUGGCCCCUCGCCGCCGCCGCCGCCCCUGCUCCUCGGCCGGGCCCGGGCGCUGGGCGAGCUGGGCGGCGGCACUCAGGCCUCGCAGCGGCUCCUGGCCUAUAGCGACGCGCUGCUCUCCAUCAUCGCCACCGUCAUGAUUUUGCCAGUGGCUCAUACAAAAAUACAUCCUGAUCAGAAACUCAAUGAAAGCGUUCAGCAGCUCCUAGCCACCAAAAUUGCUGUUUAUCUGAUGACAUUUUUAAUAGUGACAGUGGCUUGGGCGGCUCACGUCAGACUUUUCCAAGUGAUUGAACUCAUAGAUGAUGUCCUUGCACUUUUAAAUUUGGCCUGCAUGAUGCUGAUUACGUUUUUGCCAUACACGUUCUCCUUAAUGGCCUCCUUUCCAGAUGUCCCAUUUGGCAUUUUCAUGUUUAGUAGCUGUGCUGUUAUAAUCGGCAUUGUUCAGGCCGUCAUUGUCAUGUAUGGGUUCCAUCACCCAUAUCUACUUAAUCACCAAAUUCAAGUGUCUGAAGACCAAGCGUUUUAUAAGUAUCAUAUCUUGAAGAUUAUACUACGAGGACCAACACUUAGCUUUUUUGCUGCCAUCUUCUCAUUCUUCUUUGUCCCGAUGUCUUACGUGUUCCUAGGUCUCAUUACAUUUUUCCCACAUAUCCAUCACCUAACCAAAUGGUUUAAAAGCAAGGCUGUUGGUGCAGAAGAGGAGGUCCCUUUGGAGUCGUUUACUUUUUAUCUCAAUGAACCUCUGAGCAAGGAAAGAGUAGAAGCCUUCACGGAUGGAGUUUAUGCUAUUGUAGCAACCCUGUUAAUUCUGGAUAUAUGUGAAGAUAAUGUUCCUGAUGCUAAAGAAGUUAAAGAGAAAUACCACGGAAAUCUCAUCAGUGCUUUGAAUGAAUACGGUCCAAAUUUCCUUGCCUACUUUGGCUCAUUCGUAACUGUUGGCCUUCUCUGGUUUGUCCACCAUUCACUGUUCCUUCACGUAACGAAAACGACUCGACUAAUGGGUCUCCUUAAUAACCUUUCCUUGGCUUUCAUUGGAGGGCUCCCUCUUGCUUACCAGCUGACCAGUAAUUUUGCAAAGAAGUCUCACAAUGAAAUAGAAGCCAUCCAGGUCAGUUGUGUUACUAUUUUUUUUGCUAGCAUCUUCCAGUUCGGUAUAUGGGUUGCCGCUCUGUUCUACGAAAGAGAGACGUUGCAUCCUUAUGCCAGGUAUGGUGGCAAAGAACAUGCUUUUAUGUUUGCCAAGCUCGCUCUCUACCCUUGUGUUUGCCUACUUGCCUUCUUCCUGACUUGUGUCCUCAGUGAAUUGAGUGCCGAUAUCUUUCAUCUCAUGCAGAUAAUCGUCCCAUUUGCCUUCCUUGUGUUGCGUAUCUUUGUUAGAAUAGCUUUGAUGACAAUCAAGCACGUAACAUCCCUGUCCAGACGAAGGGACAACGUAUUGGAAGAAGAAGAAGAAGCAUGUUUGUCUCCUCCUGAAACAUUGUCAUAGGAUCUUUGGUGUACUUUUAUUGUGAUAGCUGUGGAAUUGCUACGCCUUGAGCAUAUCUGACUUCUUGGAUCUAAGCCACAGCUGGAUAUAUUUCGUUUAUAACUUGAGUCCCUUUGCUCAAGCAAUAUAAAUUCCUCCAGGGCAAGAAGCCCAUCAGUGCAAACUCCCACAAAUUGAAAGUCAUCGCACCGGGGGUUUCUCUCUCUCCUCUCUUGUAGUCGGACGUGACUGGCCGUGGCUCAGUGGUGAGCUUUUUCAUUUGCCUCCAUUUUAUGGAGCACUUCCCUGGACGCCUCAGGAAGGCCAUGUUGAUGGCAGAACUUUAUAGAAGGGCUUUCAAGGCCUUGCAGCAGGGCGGCCGUGUGUGGAGGGCAAAGUGUGCUGUGCCCAGGGGCUUUUUUUCAGGGGGAAUGCGGGGGAACGGAGUUCCGGAACCUCUUCAAAAUGGUCACAUGGCUGGUGGCCCCGCCCCCUGAUCUCCAGGCAGAGGGGAGUUGAGAUUGCCCUCCGUGGAGUUCCGGAACCUCUUCAAAAUGGUCACAUGGCCGGUGGCCCCACCCCCUGAUCUCCAGACAGAGGGGAGUUGAGAUUGCCCUCCGUGGAGUUCCGGAACCUCUUCAAAAUGGUCACAUGGCUGGUGGCCCCGCCCCCUGAUCUCCAGACAGAGGGGAGUUGAGAUUGCCCUCCGUGGAGUUCCGGAACCUCUUCAAAAUGGUCACAUGGCUGGUGGCCCCGCCCCCUGAUCUCCAGACAGAGGGGAGUUGAGAUUGCCCUCCGUGGAGUUCCGGAACCUCUUCAAAAUGGUCACAUGGCUGGUGGCCCCACCCCCUGAUCUCCAGACAGAGGGGAGUUGAGAUUGCCCUCCGUGGAGUUCCGGAACCUCUUCAAAAUGGUCACAUGGCUGGUGGCCCCGCCCCCUGAUCUCCAGACAGAGGGGAGUUGAGAUUGCCCUCCGUGGAGUUCCGGAACCUCUUGAAGAUGGUCACAUGGCUGGUGGCCCCGCCCCCUAAUCUCCAGACAGAGGGGAGUUGAGAUUGUCCUCUGCGCUGCUGAGCGGCGCGGAGGGCAAUCUCAACUCCCCUCUGUCUGGAGAUCAGGGGGCGGGGCCACCAGCCAUGUGACCAUUUUGAAGAGGGCAACCCACUGAGUUCCACCACCUCUUUUCCCAGGAAAAAAGCCCUGGCUGUGCCUAAAGUUUGAUGCAACUUCCCCAGGAAGAGCUCAGCGUUCUGUAUCUGAGAAAAACGUGGCAGAGAGAGACCCCUCUAAAAAAGCACUGCAUCGUCUAGCUAACAAGGGUUCUGCGCUUUCCUGUUUAUUGCACUUUACUAUGGACAUAAAAUGGCAUUGUGUUUUCAGUGGCUUAUGAUGCUACAUGUAUUACUGUACGGAGUAAUUUGUUGGGGUAAUGCACUAUAUUGUAUAUCAAAAUUCACCCUCAAAUCUGA
Eublepharis macularius is the source of this 3199-nucleotide messenger RNA. It is a transcript of the gene TMEM175, whose product is annotated as transmembrane protein 175. Gene Ontology annotation, molecular function: potassium ion leak channel activity; proton channel activity. The record is from RefSeq and is a predicted model, not a curated record. NCBI's taxonomy places the organism in Eukaryota, Metazoa, Chordata, Lepidosauria, Squamata, Eublepharidae. Gene Ontology annotation, cellular component: lysosome; endosome. The transcript has 10 exons. The coding region runs from base 240 to 1751 and encodes 503 amino acids.